This is a messenger RNA of Pollicipes pollicipes, 2469 nucleotides long. Its product is annotated as D-3-phosphoglycerate dehydrogenase. Gene Ontology annotation, molecular function: NAD binding; phosphoglycerate dehydrogenase activity. The transcript is spliced from 11 exons. Lineage: Eukaryota; Metazoa; Arthropoda; Thecostraca; Pollicipedomorpha; Pollicipedidae. Bases 130 to 1722 code for a protein of 530 amino acids. Gene Ontology annotation, biological process: L-serine biosynthetic process. The record is from RefSeq and is a predicted model, not a curated record.
GCCAGGUACACAGACGGCCGGGGAGGACCCAGCCGGCCGGUAUAAAUGAGACGGUGUCCGCCAGACGGCAAGUAGUGGGCCAUCACGUGCGGGUCAGGUGUCUGACGGUUGCGUGCCACGAGAGUCGCGAUGCCGGUGAACGUAGUGCGGAUUUUGGUGACCGACGGCAUCAAUGAGCAGUGUGCUCAGAUCCUGCGCAAUCGGGGCCUGCACGUCACUGUUGUUGUCGCCAAAAUGACCAGCGAGGAGAUCAUACGACGGCUUAAGACUCACGACGCCCUCCUGGUGAGGUCAGCCACGAAGGUCACGGCGGAGAUCAUCGAGGCGUCGCCAGGACUGAAGCUGAUUGGUCGCGCCGGCACCGGUGUCGACAACAUUGACGUCGAUGCAGCCACCCGCCACGGCGUACUAGUCAUGAACACGCCGGGAGGGAACACACUCAGUGCCGCUGAGCACACGUGCGUCAUGAUCGCCUCGCUUAGCAGAAAUCUGCCGGCGGCCUGCGCCUCGCUGAAGGCAGGGAAGUGGGAAAGGAGCAAGUUCAUGGGCUCCGAGAUGUACGGCAAGACGCUGGCCGUGCUGGGGCUGGGCAGGAUCGGCCGCGAGGUGGCGCAGCGCAUGCGCGCAUUCGGCAUGCGGGUCAUCGGCUUCGACCCGAUGGUGUCUGCUGAGGCCGCUCAGGAGUUCCACGUGGAGAAGCGGGAGCUGGACGAGAUUUGGCCAGAGGCGGACUAUAUCACCGUCCACACUCCACUCAUCCCCCAGACCAAAAACCUGAUCAACGCCGACGCGCUCUCGCGGUGCAAGCAUGGCGUGCGAAUCAUAAAUGUGGCGCGCGGCGGCAUCGUGGACGAGGCGGCACUGUUGAAUGCGCUCAAGACUGGCCGGUGCGGUGGCGCCGGCCUCGACGUGUUCGCCGAGGAGCCGCCGACCAAUCUGGCGCUGGUGCAGCACCCAGCCACCAUCUGCACACCCCAUCUGGGCGCCAACACGCGCGAGGCCCAGCAGCGCGUGGCUCGUGAGCUGGCCGAACAGGUUGCCAGCGCCGCCCAGAGCGGCACGCUGGUCGGUCUGGUGAACGCGCCGAACCUGAACGACGCUAUGCGGUUCGCCAGCCGUCCUUGGCUCUGGCUGAGUCGGGCGCUGGGAACUGUGGCCGGCAUGCUGGCUGGCGUCGGCUCUGGCAAGCCGUUCGAGCUGCAGCUCACGCUUAAUGGUCCGGACAUGGACGCCAUGCAGUCGUUCCUCAUCUCCUCCGUGCUGGUCGGCCUGAUGGCCGGCAUGACUCCCAACGGCGUCAACCUGAUCAACGCGCCGAUGCUGGCGCACGAGGCCGGCAUCCGGGUGUCUGUGACACGCGACAGCGCCGCGACGCCGGCACACACCAUCGGUGUUCGGAUUACGCUGGAUGGCCAGGAGCACUCCGUGGUCGGCGAGUUACAGGGUGAACAGUCGGUCCUGGUGCAGCUGGACAGGGCCAGGUUCGAGUCUGGCGUCACUCUUGGCGGCAACGUGCUCUUCUUCAAGUCUGACGGCAGCGGCGACGCGCUCAUGCCGAUAAUUACGGCUUUGGUGUCGGCGCGCGCCGAACUGCUGACGGUGAUGGCCUCGGGGCCGGAGGACACUACCCCGCUGAUCGCCGUGCGCACGUUGGAUCCGGUGCACGCUCCCGAGAAACUCCCAACAUCGCACGCCAAGUUCCUCCUGCAGACCUACUUCUAGCCGCCGCCGCCGCCGUUGCCGUGUGCAUCAGUCACAUCGCGCGUCACCUGAGUGGCGACAGUGCACCACAACGCCCAGUUUCUACACGGGCGUCAGGCGGGCGUUCGGAGCGUAGGUCCGAUGUGAUAGGUUUUACGCCUAAUCUCGCGAAGGCUCGCGCAUCGAGGCAUGAUUGAUGCGUUUCAAUCCAGUGACGCCAUGUUUUAGCGCGACCUUGACGACCAGUGAGAUGAUCAUCUGUACAUAUGUACCGUCAUGUUGCUCAGUAUUAGGCGCCCCAGGCCGCUGGCGCCCGCGUGCCGUAACUGUAUCGACGCGUGUAUAUAUUCACAGGGCGCCGCUGCCGUGCGCAUGAGUCAGGGAGCUGCUGGCGCCCGCGUGCCGUAACUGUAUCGACGCGUGUAUAUAUUCACGGGGCGCCGCUGCCGUGUGCGUGCGUCAGAGAGCUGCUGGCGCCCGUGCCGUAACUGUAUCGACGCGUGUAUAUAUUCACAGGGCGCCGCUGCCGUGUGCACGCGUCAGAGAGCUGCUGGCUCCCGCGUGCCGUAACUGUAUCGACGCGUGUAUAUAUUCACGGGGCGCCGCUGCCGUGUGCGUGCGUCAGAGAGCUGCUGGCGCCCGUGUCGUAACUGUAUCGACGCGUGUGUAUAUUCACAGGGCGCCGCUGCCGUGUGCAUGCGUCAGAGAGCUGCUGGAAGACACGCUGUUUUACACGUAAAAUAAAUGGGCCCACGGGCCCCACUUUUA